This is a messenger RNA of Saccostrea echinata, 1680 nucleotides long. RefSeq lists its product as uncharacterized. Bases 1 to 1680 code for a protein of 559 amino acids. The transcript has 7 exons. Gene Ontology annotation, molecular function: chitin synthase activity. Lineage: Eukaryota; Metazoa; Mollusca; Bivalvia; Ostreida; Ostreidae. Gene Ontology annotation, cellular component: cell septum; cell periphery. The record is from RefSeq and is a predicted model, not a curated record.
AUGGCAGAGGGGCUACCAAGACAACACUCCCCGAAAUGGGAUAUAUUUCGAAUGGAUCACUGGCCACAGAAAAGAGAAGAUCUCAAAAGAGUCAACCAGAUUCUUCCUAAAAUUUUAAAAGUCUUGACCUACAUCUUCAUGGUGCUUAUUAUCACCACCGGAGUGGUCUUUGCCAAAGGUGGUCUACAAGUUUUGACUAGUAUCCUAGGACAGCACAACAAAUUCCCUAAUAGAACUGUGAAUCAGGAUCUGAUAUCUUACUUACUUUUCUUCUCAACUAUUACCCCUGACCUCUUAAAUUGUCUAAAUGAAUUGUGGAAAGCUAUGCUAGGAAAUAGAAAAACGGCUACUUGGGAUAUUGCAAUGAAGAUAAUAAUUAGAGAAUGCUUGCAUUCUUUUGGCUUGGCUGUUCUUAUUUUUCUGGUUCUUCCUUACAUGGAUCCUAUACAAGCAUGUGUUGUUAUCAACGCCACUACAUUCCUCCCAGGAUUUAUUCAUAUGGUCAUGUACUGCAGAGGAAAAGAAGAAGAAAAGGGAGAAAUAUGCAGAAAGAUUAAAAUUUUUCUGAAUAUUAUAAGCUCCGUGGUCCUACUUAUAUCACUUGUAAUACUUUUGGUUUCUGUUGGUACUUCAGAAAGAAAGAAUAUACAUGCACGGGAUCCAGACGUUGGGGAGCUUUUGGUAUGGACGAUUGUAUCUAUUCUUACAUUAUCUAGUCGAUGGAUCCCGCAACUGCGAAACAAAGAGGAUGAGAACGAAUCAAUAAACAGGGAGGAAAAUUAUGCAGUUAUUAAAUUCGUCUCGAGGUUUCUGAGGAUUUGCAUAACUGUUGCUUUAUUUUGGACAAUACUCUGCCCGGGAAUUCGGGAAAUCAAAGAUGUUUAUCGCAUGUUCAUGUCAACAUCAAAAGUGGAAGGCCUCAUUCCCGCCAACUGCACAAUGUCUCCCAACAGAACAGUCAUCUCAUCCCACCAAAAGUACAAAAACAUCUCAGCAUGUGUGGAUGAAGGCAUCCCUCUCUGGGAAGUCCUUGGUCCAUUUCUGGCACAUGUCAUCGGAGCAAUAUUGACAAUGCAUGUCGGAGUAUUAGCCUGUAGACUUCAGAUGCAGAGAAUAGGAUAUUCAAUCCCUCUUUCCAUAGCUUCUCCCAUCUAUGUUAUCUUAGUAGUUAUAUUGAAGAACGAGGAAAAAGAUUUCAUCUACCGAUAUUUUGAAUUUAUGAAUAACAGUACGAAUUGGAUACUGUUCUUUGUUUUUCUUGUGGCUUGGUUAAGUCAACUAAAUAUGGUUCAGCAUAUUUGGGAGGUCCAACACGGAGAAACUCUUUUUUCGGCGAACAAGUUGUUUGUCUUUCCAAAUUUCUGUGGUCCAUUGGUGGAUCUUUCACUGCUGCACAGUAGAAAAAUAAGACGGAAGAAAGAAUUAGAAAUUUAUGAUGACCCUGAGAGCACUAAAGUCUUCAUCUGUGCUACAAUGUGGCAUGAGAAUAGGACUGAAAUGAAACAGUUACUGUCUUCAAUCUUCAGGAUACGUGAUGUACAGCGGAACUAUGGAUUUGAAGCUCAUAUAAUGUUUGAUGAUGCCAUGGAGACUUCCAAAAUGGGGGCAAAUGGACUGGAUCUUAAAGAGAACGACUUUGUCAGACAGUUCAUGGAGGUUGUAGAAGAAGUGGGAAUGUAA